CAACGAUACAAUAUCCAUCCUGCCGCUCGACUGUCAUGCCCUAGCAUACACAUUUACAAGAUGAUACCAAACGGCGUCCUCGCUGCAUUGUUUUGCGUCCUCACAUUUCCUAACCAGGCGUACUCAUCUCCUUCUCAAUGCCAACUACCAACGCCCCCACAGCAAUUACUUGUGAAACCAGCCGCAUGUCUGCUCACAGAGGAGGUAGUUGGAGACACGGUGGCUAAGAAACCACACGUACAGGGAGAAUGGACGGAAGCGCCGGACUGUGUGGAAGGGAAGGAAAGAAAGUAUUGUGUACACACGACAUCCAAGUUUCGUGGUGGCGGCCUCAGCAUCAUUUCCACGCCUGAAGCGGCUGAAGCAGCGUCCAAGGCUUUCGCGCAUGCCCGGAAACAUGCGCAUUACCCUCACGAUGACUGGUUAGAAGUGCAGGAUAUCCCAGGAAAAGGCAAAGGCCUCGUCGCCAAAGAGCUAUUGAAGAAAGGGAAAAUUAUCAUGGUCGACGCUGCCAGGGUCAUCACGAGUUCCAAGGUCCCUUUUCAUGUACAACCUGGGGAAGGCCUUAAACUGUACGAUAGUGCGGUCGACAGACUUCCUCCUAAAGACAGAAGCCUCGUGCUCGCUCUGGACAGAAGUAAGAAAAGUACUGGCGCCGACGACAUCCUCAAAACAAACUCAUUCGGCUGUUUGUUCCCUGACGGCAGCGAAGGCGAAGGCGACGGCUACCUCUGCCUCUUCCCCCUCGUCUCCCGCAUCAACCACGCAUGCCGCCCGAAUGCAAACGCCAAAUUCAUGCCCCGCACUCUGCUCAUGGAAAUCAAAGCACUGCGGGACAUUCAGGCGGGUGAAGAGAUCAGCAUUUCGUACGGGCGCGUAGAUCUCAAGCAUGCAGAGCGGCAGGACCUAUAUCAGAAAGGCUGGCAUUUCACAUGUACAUGCCCUCUCUGCACGGCAGAUUCAUAUGCGAUUGCAGGCAGCGAUCAGCGGAGGGCGCGGUUUGCAUGGCUACACGAACAACUCGACUCGUUGACGUCGGAGACAUUUGACGCAGAGCAGAUUAUUGGAUGGGAGGAGGAAGUGUUUGAGAUUAGCGCAAAGGAAGGAUUUGAAGUGUUGAUUGCUGCGGAUCUAGAGAGGAUGGCGUACGUGUAUGACGGGCUGGGAAAGAGGGACAAGGCCAUCAUGUGGGCGAAGAGGGCCAGGAAGAACCUGCUGAACUGGACGGUUGUGGAUGGAGGGCUGAACAAUGAGCUGGACCGUGUCGACGGAUUAUUGCGCGAAUUGGGAGUAUGA
Messenger RNA from Periconia digitata, 1296 nucleotides. Lineage: Eukaryota; Fungi; Ascomycota; Dothideomycetes; Pleosporales; Periconiaceae. The record is from the annotation of a GenBank genome assembly.